Molecule: messenger RNA, 2396 nt
Organism: Erigeron canadensis
Lineage: Eukaryota; Viridiplantae; Streptophyta; Magnoliopsida; Asterales; Asteraceae
Product: heparan-alpha-glucosaminide N-acetyltransferase
Exons: 13
Coding region: 80-1345 (421 amino acids)
Source: RefSeq, a predicted model, not a curated record
AUCUCUCUCUCAUGUAAGAUUGAGUGAGUGAAGCCUAGGUCAAGUUUGACUUGAAUUCAUUUCUGCUUGUUGUACGGACAUGGCUGAUGACGAAAUUAAAGUUUAUGAGGGCCGUCAUCACCAGCUUGCUGACAUCCCGGCCGCUGCUGACAAUAACAACAACAAGCGUGUUGCUUCCGUUGAUGUUUUCAGAGGCCUUACUGUCGUGUUGAUGAUUUUGGUUGAUGAUGCUGGUGGAGAAUGGCCUAUGAUCGGGCAUGCGCCUUGGAACGGCUGCAACCUUGCUGAUUUUGUGAUGCCUUUCUUUUUGUUUAUUGUCGGCAUUUCCAUCGCACUCGCUCUCAAGAGAAUACCUGAUAGGUCCCUUGCCGCUAAAAAGGUGAUACUUAGGACACUAAAACUCAUCUUUUGGGGUCUUCUGUUACAAGGUGGUUACUCACAUGCUCCUGACAAACUAUCAUAUGGUGUUGACAUGAAGUAUAUAAGGUGGUGUGGUAUACUUCAGAGAAUUGCUCUUGCAUAUUUCAUUGUUGGAAUGUUAGAAAUUGCAACUCAAGGUGCACAAGCCAAGGAACUACCACAUGGACGUUUUUCUAUAUACAAGCUGUACUUUUGGCACUGGCUACUCGGAGCUUGUGUUAUCAUAGUUUACUUGGCAGUUCUAUAUGGAACUUAUGUCCCCAGUUGGCAGUUCAAAGUCAACAAUACCAAAAGUGCUGAUUAUGGAAAAAUAUUAACGGUAACCUGUGACAUGAGAGGAAAUCUUGAUCCACCGUGUAAUGCCGUGGGUUAUAUUGACAGACAAGUUCUUGGAAUUAAUCAUAUGUAUCAGCAUCCUGCUUGGAAGAGAUCUAAGGCUUGCACCGCUGGAUCCCCGUAUGAGGGUCCUUUCAAAAAGGAUGCUCCGUCUUGGUGUUGGGCACCUUUUGAACCUGAAGGAAUUCUCAGCUCUAUCUCUGCUAUUUUGUCUACAAUUAUCGGUGUGCACUUUGGGCAUGUACUCAUACAGAUGAAGGUUCACUCAUCUAGGCUGAGGCAUUGGAGUGUAAUGGGUGUUGUCCUUGUUAUGUUGGGAAUUGUUCUGAAUUUCACAGAUGCAAUUCCUCUAAAUAAACAGUUGUAUACAUUCAGCUACGUUUGUGUGACUUCAGGGGCAGCAGCAUUGGUCUUCUCAUUGAUUUAUCUUAUGGUUGAUAUAUGGAGUUUGAGAUAUAUGUUUCUACCGUUGGAAUGGAUUGGAAAGAAUGCAAUGCUUGUAUAUGUUAUGGCGGCUGAAGGCAUCUUCGAAGGAUUUAUCAAUGGCUGGUAUUAUGAUUAUCCCCAUCAUACAUUGUUGUCUCUAUGAUACUAGACAGAAUCUUUUCAUAGAAGAUUAGAAGAGAAAUGAAAGCGACACCGCAUUUGACGGGAAAAGAACUUAUACGAUUUGCUACCACAAAAAGUAAUCAUACUGUUCUCCAACAACCCAUGGUCCAAAUUACUUUUCUAAGGAUUAUCUGGUUAUUUUUUUUUUAUUUGUGAAGACUAAAGGUAGCAUUAUGGGUGAGUGGUGACGGAUUAUCAUAUAGUAAUUGUUGUACGGUAUGAUGGUAAAUAUUAUGUCUCCUAUGAUCAAGACGUUAAAUUUCAGAUGUGUUAAUCAGGUGCGUUAUUUGGUCUAUGUGGUUAAUUGGUCAGAGUUGGUCUGGUUUGACAUAUUCACCAUCCACCUGAAAACCAUCUUAAAUUAGAUUUCACCAAGAACCAUAUAAACUGAGUAAUUAGGUGGGUUAAGGUUAACUGCGCUAGCAGUUUAAGGCUUACACUUGGCAUAGAAAUCAUGCUUCGUUUACUCUUGGGCUUUUCAUUUUUGCUGCGCUCUCCCCAUUCGCUUCAGGAGUUCAGGGUACCCUAAACCAGGGUGGUAAACCCAUGAACAUAGGUUACUAUUGGUUUAAGCCAGUGUAGGUUUAGUUUUAACUGUUUUUCCUCCCCAGAAUGACCGAGUGAUGACGUAAGGUCUAUUAACUGUUUUUCCUCCCCAGAAUGACCGAGUGAUGACGUAAGGUCUAACCUGCUAACACCAGUCAAAUUUUGUGGAUUAUUGAGAGAGGUUAAAGUAGUAAACAUGAGUUAAGAACUCUGGUAUAAAACUAUGCAUAUGUAAAACUGAUGCUUUGUUAAAAGUUUGCAGUCAGUUACAUACAAUAAGAUUUUGGAUUAUUCUCGUGUCAUCAAGGAGACUCCAAAAGAUGAGGCAUCCAAACAUAUGCAAAAAUGAUGACGUGAAAUUUAAGAUCUAAUUAAGUCUGAAUUGCUUCAUAUCUGUUUGAUUUCAUACUUUUUCUUUUUGGCUCUGUAGUGUUAAAUUUCUUUUCAACAAAAAAAUUUGUCAUCGUUGUUUUGUCCUUUGAGUG